Molecule: messenger RNA, 537 nt
Organism: Stylonychia lemnae
Lineage: Eukaryota; Ciliophora; Spirotrichea; Sporadotrichida; Oxytrichidae
Source: the annotation of a GenBank genome assembly
AUGGGAUUUUAAGAUUAAGACACUACCAACUUGCCACUAAGGAAGCUCAAUUUCUUUAGUCUUUCAUAUAGAUCAAGAUCUAGUGGGAGCUCUAGUUGUAGCACGAAUGAAAAUGAUUAUGACUACGGUAGCAAAGGAUCAUUCAAAAACUAUGAUGUUUGCAAUGAUAAAUAUUGCUCAGAGGAUAAAUACUAGGGCUAUAUAAAUGCUAUAAAAGGCGUCAACACAGCCACUCAGUCGUAGAGAGGCAUGAUUCUCAUCAUAGUCACCAUCAUCAUCAUAAUUAGAAUACUAAUGAUGAUUCUUAGAUAUCUCAAGAUCAGCUCCUAUCCACAAAUAAAAAUUAAUAGAGCUAUGGAGGAUACGGAUAUGGGCAAAGCAUAAACAAUUAAGAGGUUUACAAUUCAAAUAGCCAGCCUUAGCAUGUUAAUUACUAGCAACAAUAACAUUAUAAUUAGCAGCAAAUUUAAUAGCCAUAUGGAUAUGGACAGCCUGUUAAUGGCUUAAACACAAAUAGCAAAUACCAGUGAUUUUUGA